Messenger RNA from Quercus lobata, 2159 nucleotides. Its product is annotated as probable E3 ubiquitin-protein ligase ARI8. Gene Ontology annotation, molecular function: zinc ion binding; ubiquitin-protein transferase activity. Lineage: Eukaryota; Viridiplantae; Streptophyta; Magnoliopsida; Fagales; Fagaceae. The transcript has a single exon. The coding region runs from base 208 to 1830 and encodes 540 amino acids. Gene Ontology annotation, biological process: protein ubiquitination. The record is from RefSeq and is a predicted model, not a curated record.
GUGAAAAUCUCUCACUCCUUUUGUAAGGCAUUUUGAUCAGUAAAGUGUUCUUCAACAAAGUACACACCCAAACUGGCCAAACACAAACCCAAACCCAAACCCAAACACAAUACAACCUUUACUCUCUCUCUCUCUCUCUCUCUCUCUCUCUCUCUCUCUCUUUUGUUAGGGUUUUCGAUUUUCCCUCAAAGCUUUGAUUUUUAAGCCAUGGAGUCCGGCGACGAGAUCAACAUCGGUAGCGACAAUGAGGUCAACGAUUAUUACGGCGAAGAUGCAAACAACACUGACUGUAACUAUGACUCGUUGAUCAAAGAAGAGGAUUCCAUGGAUUCUGAUUCCGAUAGUCCUGUUGCUAAAAGGCCUCGUCUUGAAGGUCCUCCAGACCGAAACUACACGGUGUUGAAGCAAUCAGAUAUACGUGAACGCCAAGAGAACACUAUUGCAGAAGUUGCCACGGUUCUCUCUGUAUCAAAAGCCGUCGCAACAAUUUUACUCCGUCACUAUAAUUGGAGUGCUGUUAAGGUUCACGAGGCAUGGUUUUCUGAUGAAGAUCGAGUCAGAAAAAACUUGGGUUUAUUACCCAUCAUCGAAUUCCCACUUGACAGUACUGAAGUCAAGUGUGGAAUAUGUUUCGAUUUGUUCCCAACACGCGAUGAAAUUGUCUCUGCCGCAUGUGGUCAUCCUUAUUGUGUCGAAUGUUUUCGAGGUUAUAUUAGGACUUCGAUCAACGAUGGUCCUGGAUGUUUGAUGCUGAGGUGCCCGGACGUGUCUUGUUCUGCGGUUGUUGAUCGAGACAUGGUGAAUAGUUUGGUUUCUGAGGAGGAAAAGCAGAAGUAUUCGACUUAUCUGUACAGGUCUUAUGUUGAGGAGAAUAAGAAGAUCAAGUGGUGUCCUGGUCCGGGUUGCGAGCACGCAAUUGAGUUCGAUGAUAAUCAAGGUUGGGAUGUGACUUGUGCUUGUGAUUUUAGUUUUUGUUGGAAUUGUGUUGAGGAUGCUCAUCGACCUGUGGAUUGUGAAACUGUGGCUAAUUGGAUGGCAAAGAAUGAUGAUGAGUCCGAAACCAAGACUUGGAUAUUGGCUCAAACAAAGCCUUGUCCCAAGUGUGCAAAACCAAUUGAAAAAAACGAGGGUUGUAUGCAUAUGACAUGCCAUUCACCUUGUCGUUAUCAGUUUUGCUGGAUAUGCCUUGGUGAUUGGCAUAAUCAUAUCAACUGUAAUGGUUAUAAGGAAGACAAGAGAAAAGAGGUAGAAGAGGCAAAGAGACAUGUGCAAAAGUACAAUCAUUACUAUGAAAGAUGGGCAGCUCAUAACUUGUCAAGGCUAAAAGCUGUUUCAGACUUGGGUAGAGUGCAAACCGAGCAGAUUGAGCAGCUUAGUGAGAUACAUGGCAAAACCCAAAUUGAGCUGGGGUUCAUAGCGGAGGCUUGGCAACAGAUAGUUGAAUGUAGAAGAGUGUUGAAGUGGACCUAUGCAUAUGGGUACUAUCUGCCUGAGGCUGAGGAUGCUAAGAAGCAGCUUUUCGAGUUUUUGCAAGGGGAAGCAGAGGCUGGUCUUGAAAGGCUUCAUGGAUAUGCUGAGAAGGAAGUGAGGCAGUUUCUUAAUGCUGAUGAGAGAUCAGUAAAUUUCGAAGGGUUCGAGUUAAAGCUGAAGAGCUUAACGGGAGUUACCAAAAAUUACUUUGAGAAGCUGGUUAGAGCAUUAGAGAAUGGCCUAUCAGAGGUGCAAGAAGCUGGCAAGAGUUAUAUGGAAGAGCAUUGGUAUUGUGAUCGGUGUACUUUUGCCAAUUCCUGGGAAAAUGUAACUUGCGAGAUGUGUCACAUGCACCAGUGAAAGACAUUUCAGCAUCUCUUUGUGGUGAAAGGGAAGCACUGGUACUGUAUAUUUAGUUUCUGUCUAUUUCCAAGUCUAAAUAAUCUAUUGUAGAUCCAUCAAGUUGUUCUUUGUAAAGCCGCAUUGGUCUGUUUCUCCGAUUAUCAUUUGACGUUUUUAAUGGUUUUACAAUCUAUCCUUUGGGAGAGCAUCUCAUGCUUUGAGAUAUGUGAACUCCCUAAUUAGGCUUUUGGUUGUAUUUAGGUGAAAAUAAUUUUUAUCUCCUUUAUUCCAAUUUCCAUGUAUGCUCUGUUUGUACAAUUUUGUUUAAUUAGUUGUUUGUCCUCUCA